Molecule: messenger RNA, 709 nt
Organism: Meloidogyne enterolobii
Lineage: Eukaryota; Metazoa; Nematoda; Chromadorea; Rhabditida; Meloidogynidae
Source: the annotation of a GenBank genome assembly
GAAUGUAUCGAAAUAUAAUAAAUAAUAAUCAACAACAACAACAACAAGAUUCAUUACCAACAAAUAUUUAUUGGCCAACAAAUAAUAAUGAUAACCAAAAAAUAAUUGAAGGAGGGGGAGGGAAUAAUGGAAAUAAUUUUUAUCAACCACCAAACAAUAAUUGUUUAUAUUCUUCCUCUAAUAACACAACAAUUAAUUCUUUACAACAACCCUCUCCCAAUAAUGAGUACAUGAAAAGUGUUUUGGCUGCUGCACAAUGGGCUGAAGCUAAUCAAGCGGCGGCUGCGGCAGCUGGCUUUUAUGGUUCCCAAACAUCAAUGGCCGCUGCAGCAGUUGUAGCAGCAGCAUCAGUUUCAGCAAUCCCUUCAUGUUCUGCAUCCUCCACAGUUUCCUCUUCUUCACAUUUUUUGGAUAAUAAUUCUUCUCUUUUAUUAAAUAAUUCUUCUUCCCCUCCUCCUUCAACAACUACAAAAUCUUUAAAUGUUCAAACAUUUCCUUGGAUGAAAAUGAAUGGUAAAUUAACAUAUUAAAAUAAAACGAAAUAAAUAAAAAGUAAAUCGGGACUAAUUUGAAGGCUUCAAAAACCGAACAGAAAACCCGAAGAUUUUCCUUUCGUUUUUAGGUUCGGUUAACCGUAGAAGUUUUUUUCCUUACGGGAAACAUCAACAAACAUCAAUUAUCAAGGAAAAUAUAUCAUUUCGAGCCAGUC